Spirometra erinaceieuropaei is the source of this 339-nucleotide messenger RNA. The record is from the annotation of a GenBank genome assembly. NCBI's taxonomy places the organism in Eukaryota, Metazoa, Platyhelminthes, Cestoda, Diphyllobothriidea, Diphyllobothriidae.
AUGCAAGGCCUUCGCGGUGAGCUACAUAUCGAUGACAAAAUGUUUAAGGAAAUGUUCCUAGAGCGUCUGCCAGUCGAUGUGCAAACCAUUCUGGCAUCUGCCUCAGAGGAUCUUUCGGUCUCACGGCUAGCCAAGAUGGCGGAGAGGAUUUUGGAGGUGCAGCGGUUCCAACCACCCUCUGUCACCCAGCUCUCAAUUUCUUCGUUACCGAAGCCAAGUGAGCAGAUUGCGACGCAGACUGAUGCCAUGGCAGAAGAGAUGGCAGCUCUCAAAGUACAGCUCGUCCACCUUUCUUCCACUCGCUCACCCGGUGGGCAUCGUUCUCGUUCGCGACCUUGA